CGGGGACAGGGUGGCACGACUUGGGGCACCUUUCUCCCAUCAAGAUCUUGUGAGCUCUGUGCUGGACUGCCAAGUACCUUGUUGUACCGCCCCAGAAAGCGUUGACGCCCUAGGCGGCUGCCUAUAUCGCCUAUGCCAGAAACCGCCACUGGUUCUGAUACCACGUGUCCCUCCCUCUGACAGAUAGACAGAAAGAGUCUCAACAGGCAUAUGUUGAUCUACCGUAGAUGAGGUAUUUGGGUUAUCAUUUGCUAACUGAACCGGCUCGGCUCGGCUGGCUCUACAGGUUUUGUAGAGACUCAAUGCAACUGGACGGCGGCGACCUGCAGCGUUAAAGCUCUCAUUAAUCUACCGACUUGACAGCCUGUCCAGCCAGGCUCAAAGUGUUAACUGUGCGACAAGUUGGGAACUCUGGGGAGUUUUAGGUUUGUCUCCCCAUGACAACGUGUCACCAUGGUGACUGCCGCUCCAACAGUGAUGCUGAGUGGCGCUCCUCUGAUGAUGAGAGGAAUAUGGAGGAUGUGGAGCACACUGAGCUUGGGCUGCUGCUGAAGUCUUCUGAAAAUUCAGAGGAAUCAAGAGGUGUGUCAGCGUUUCCUGAUGAGGAUGAAAAUGAAGAUGAGAAUGAAGAGGAUGGUUUGCAGGUGGUCACACUGCCCAUGCAGGCACAUCAUGCCAUGGAGAAGAUGGAGGAGUUUGUACACAAGGUAUGGGAAGGACGUUGGCGAGUUAUCUCGCACCAUCUCCUCCCCGAUUGGCUAAAGGAUAAUGAUUACCUGCUGCAUGGACACCGCCCACCCAUGCCGUCCUUCCGUGCCUGUUUUAAAAGCAUCUUCAGGAUUCAUACAGAGACUGGAAACAUCUGGACACACCUUCUGGGCCUCAUUCUGUUCCUGUGUUUGGGCACACUGACGAUGCUGCGUCCGAACGUGUCGUUCAUGGCUCCCGUGCAGGAGAAGGUGGUGUUUGGGAUGUUCUUUCUGGGUGCAGUCCUCUGUUUGUGUUUUUCAUGGCUUUUUCACACCGUCUACUGUCACUCUGAAAAAGUCUCCAGAACUUUCUCGAAGUUGGAUUACUCUGGGAUUGCGUUGUUGAUCAUGGGCUCAUUUGUUCCAUGGCUGUACUACUCAUUCUACUGCUCUCCUCAGCCACGGCUCAUCUAUCUCUCGGUUGUGUGUGUGCUGGGUGUUGCUGCUCUCAUUGUGGCUCAGUGGGACCGCUUUGCCACUCCUCGCCACCGGUGCACACGUGCAGGUGUAUUCCUGGGUCUCGGGCUGAGUGGACUCAUUCCUACAAUGCACUUUACCAUCACAGAGGGUUUUGUGAAGGCGACAACAGUCGGUCAGAUGGGCUGGUUCUAUCUGAUGGGAGCCAUGUAUGUCAGUGGAGCAGCACUUUAUGCAGCACGGAUACCAGAACGCUAUUUCCCUGGACAAUGUGACAUCUGGUUCCAGUCUCAUCAGAUAUUCCAUGUGUUGGUUGUGGGUGCUGCAUUUGUCCAUUUUUAUGGAAUAUCUAACUUGCAGGAGUUCCGUUAUAGCCUGGAAGGAGGCUGCACAGAUGACUCUCUGUUAUAAAAAAUAAAUCUACACCAUUUACCACAAAUCACUUGAACUGUGGCCAUAGCCUGCUCACUUCACAAUGAAACUGAAGCCAAUACAAUACUUAUUUAAAGAUUUUAGUAACUUUAAAGGAUUUUAACGCAUAGGAAGAAAAAUAAAGAACUAGGUGCGCUUCAAUGGUGUAAAAAAAAAAAUGUAAAUAAGCUUCCAGUAGUCCUUAAACAUCUUAAAAUGUCUUAAUUGGUAUAAAAAGUCUUAAUUAGCAUUGAUUAAUAAAUUAUUAAAUUUAAAUGGUUAAAUAAAUAUAGUCUGCGUGCUUCAAAGUGAAGACGCGUGACUGUUGCACUUUCUCCAAGCACGCGAGGGGCUCUCCAGCGACGAUCUACUGUUGAUGAAUUACUGCUCAUAUUUAUUAUAUGGCAAUGUUUACUUUAUAGUGUUUAUAUUGUAAUACGUUGUAUAUGAUUGUAAGUGUGCAUAUCUUGUUCCUUUAUCUGUUUUUGUGGGCAGCUGGCAGCACGGACAUUUAAAAAUAAGAUUCUGUUUAUAGUUAGAAGUCCUGCAUUAUAUUUUGGUUGUACAAUAAACUGCAUUUGGGAUUUCAUUCAA
This is a messenger RNA of Myxocyprinus asiaticus (Chinese sucker), 2171 nucleotides long. Its product is annotated as adiponectin receptor protein 1-like. The transcript is spliced from 8 exons. Lineage: Eukaryota; Metazoa; Chordata; Actinopteri; Cypriniformes; Catostomidae. Bases 438 to 1577 code for a protein of 379 amino acids. Gene Ontology annotation, cellular component: plasma membrane. Gene Ontology annotation, biological process: adiponectin-activated signaling pathway. Gene Ontology annotation, molecular function: signaling receptor activity. The record is from RefSeq and is a predicted model, not a curated record.